Molecule: messenger RNA, 5499 nt
Organism: Anolis carolinensis (green anole)
Lineage: Eukaryota; Metazoa; Chordata; Lepidosauria; Squamata; Anolidae
Product: oocyte zinc finger protein XlCOF6-like
Exons: 2
Coding region: 509-2680 (723 amino acids)
Biological process (GO): regulation of transcription by RNA polymerase II
Cellular component (GO): nucleus
Molecular function (GO): DNA-binding transcription factor activity, RNA polymerase II-specific; RNA polymerase II cis-regulatory region sequence-specific DNA binding
Source: RefSeq, a predicted model, not a curated record
CGGCGCCAUUUUGGGAGGCUGAGGCGGGAGCGGCGUCGCCUGAGGAGAAAGAAAAGAAGGAAGGAAAGAAAGAAAGAAGCCUCGCUCGGAGGCCGAGGAAGGAAGGAAGGAAGGAAGGAAGGCAGGAGGAGGAGAGGGAAAUGAGGAUUCUAUGGAGCCACGUCUUGUGUGCCGUAAGGAAAGAAAUAAUAUAGGAAGAAGAAAUCCUCCCAAGGUGAAGAUCUUGCUGAAUUCUUGACCUCACUUACAGAUAAGAAAGGAAAAAAGAAGAGUGAAGUAUCUGUAUUCUAAUGAAACACCGAUAUCACAGUGGACAUGAAGGAGAAAGCAUCUAAAUACCUGGAGUGUGGAAAGAGUGAGUUACACUCAGAGUUAUGGUCUGCAGCGACAUGAAAGGACACGCAAUGCGGAGAAGCCCUAUGAAUUCCUGGAGUGUGGAAAGAGCUUUGCGCAGAGUGUAGAUCUAUGUUCACAUCAGAAGACUCACACUGAGGAGAAACAUACACGCAUGGAGUGUGGAAAGGGCUUUAGUUGCAGUUCAAAACUAUGUUUGCAACAAAAGAAACACACUGGAGAGAAACCCUACAAAUGCCUGGAAUGUGGAAAGAACUUUACUCAGAGUUCAAAUCUCCAUUUGCAUCAAAGGACUCACACUGGAGAGAAACCACAUACUUGCCUGGAGUGUGGAAAGAGCUUUGCUUGGAGAGGAAAUCUAGAUGUACAUCAAAGGACUCACACUGGGGAGAAACCCUAUACAUGCCUGGAGUGUGGAAAGGACUUUACUCAGAGUUCAAGUCUACGUUCACAUCAAAGGACUCACACUGGGGAGAAACCCUAUAUGUGCCUGGAGUGUGGAAAGAGCUUUGCUCAGAGAAUACAUCUAGAUACACAUCAAAGGACUCAUACUGGUGAGAAACCCUUUAAAUGCCUGGAAUGUGGACAGAGCUUCACUGAUCAUGUAAGUCUACGUAACCAUCAAAGGAUUCACACUGGGGAGAAACCCUAUACAUGCCUGGAGUGUGGAAAGGACUUUACUCAGAGUUCAAGUCUACGUAAACAUCAAAGGACUCACACUGGGGAGAAACCCUAUACAUGCCUGGAGUGUGGAAAGGACUUUACUCAGAGUUCAAGUCUACGUUUACAUCAAAGGAUUCACACUGGGGAGAAACCUUAUACAUGCCUGGAGUGUGGAAAGGACUUUACUCAGAGUUCAAAUCUCCAUUUGCAUCAAAGGACUCACACUGGAGAGAAACCACAUACUUGCCUGGAGUGUGGAAAGAGCUUCACUUAUAGUGGACAUCUACGUAAACAUCAGCGGACUCACACUGGGGAGAAACCCUAUACAUGCCUGGAGUGUGGACAGAGCUUCACUGAGAGUGGAAGUCUACGUAAACAUCAAAGGACUCACACUGGGGAGAAACCCUAUACAUGCCUGGAGUGUGAAAAGAGCUUCACUGAGAGUGGACAUCUACGUAAACAUCAAAGGACUCACACCGGGGAGAAACCCUAUACAUGCCUGGAGUGUGGACAGAGUUUCACUGCUAGUGGAAAUCUACGUUCACAUCAACGGACUCACACUGGGGAGAAACCCUAUACAUGCCUGGAGUGUGGAAAAACUUUCACUGAGAGUGGAAGUCUGCGUUCACAUGAAAGGACUCACAUUGGUGAGAAACCCUAUACAUGCCUGGAGUGUCAAAAGAGUUUCACUGAGCGUGUAAGUCUACGUAAACAUCAGCGGACUCACACUGGUGAGAAACCCUAUUCAUGCUUGGAGUGUGGAAAGGGUUUCACUCAGAGAGGACAUCUAGAUUCACAUCAAAGGACUCACACCGGGGAGAAACCCUAUACAUGCCUGGAGUGUGGAAAGGGUUUCACUCAGAGAGGACAUCUAGAUUCACAUCAAAGGACUCACACCGGGGAGAAACCCUAUACAUGCCUGGAGUGUGGAAAGAGCUUCACUGAGAGUGGAAAUCUACGUAAACACCAGCGGACUCACACUGGUGAGAAACCCUAUACAUGCCUGGAGUGUGGACAGAGCUUUGCUCAGAGUGGAAAUCUAAAUGCACAUCAGCAGACUCACAUUGGUGAGAAACCCUUUAAAUGUCUGGAAUGUGGACAGAGCUUCACUUCUAGUGGAAAACUACGUUCACAUCAGCGGACACACACUGGGGAGAAACCCUAUACAUGCCUGGAGUGUGGACAGAGCUUCACUCAGAGUUCAAAUCUACGUUCUCAUCAAUGGACUCAUACUGGGGAGAAACCAUAUACAUGCCUGGAGUGUGGACAGAGCUUCACUGAGAGUGGAAGUCUACGUAAACAUCAAAGGACUCACACUGGGGAAAAACCCUAUACAUGCCAGGAGUGUGGAAAGAGCUUCACUUAUAGUGGAAGUCUACAUUUACAUCAAAGGACUCACACGGGGGAGAAACCCUAUUCAUGCCUUCUGUGUGGACAGAGCUUCACUGCUAGUGGAAGCCUACGUUCCCAUCAGCGGAUUCACACUGGUGAGAAACCCUAUACAUGCCUGGAGUGUGGACAGAGCUUCACUCAGAGUUCAAAUCUACGUUCUCAUCAACGGACUCACACUGGGGAGAAACCCUAUACAUGCCUUGAGUGUGGAAAGAGCUUCACUCAGAGUUCAAAUCUACGUUCUCAUCAACGGACUCACACUCGGGAGUAACCCUAUACAUGCCUGGAGUGUGGAAAGAGCUUUACCAGGAGUUUGAAUCUAUGUUAGCAUCAAAGGACUCACACUGGGGAACAACACUAUGCAUGCCUGGAGUGUGGAGAGAGCUACACUGAGAGUGGAAUUCUAUGUAAAUAUCAAAGGACUCACUCUGGGGAGAAACCCUAUACAUGCCAGGUGUGUGGGCAGAGCUUUUCUGAGAGUGGAAGUUCAUGUUCACAUUGUAGGACUCACACGAGGGGAAAAACUUAUGAAUGUCUUGAAUGGAGACAGAGUUUCACUCAGAAGGGAUUUCUACAUUCACAUCAUAGGCCUCACACGGGAAAAAUCGUAUAAGUGCCUGGAGUGUGGACAGAGCUUCACUGAGUUUGGAAGUCUACGCUGUCAUCAAAGAACUCUCACUUGGGGAACCGCCAUAAAUACCUAGAUUGUGUACAGAGCUUCAGUCGUGCACAUCUACGUUCACAUCAAAGGACUCACCAGGGAGAAACCUUAUAAAUGCAUGUUGUGUGAAUAGCACCUCUGAGAGUUGAAAUCUACAGACACAUAGAAUUCAGUGGUGUUUGACCCCAUAAGGCUCUCUAAAACAAGAGCUUUUCAAAAUUUUCAUGUUGGUGAUGCACUCUUUAAAAAAUGACAUUUUUAUAUCUCGGUGCUUCUAUAAUACUGGCAGGAGAUUUUGAUGCCAGCAUUGGUCCAAAUGAUGACGCUCUUUAUGGCCAUUUCAGUGAGCAUAGAAUCGUAGAAUAGUAGAGUUGGAAGAGACCUCAUGGGCCAUCCAGUCCAACCCCAUUCUGCCAAGAAGCAGGAAAUCGCAUUCAAAGCACCCCCGACAGAUGGCCAUCCAGCCUUAGCUUAAAAGCCUCCAAAGGAGCCUCCACCACGGCCCGGGGGAAAGAGUUCCACCGCCGAACAGCCCUUCUCACAGUGAGGAAGUUCUUCCUGAUGUUCAGGUGGAAUCUCCUUCCUUUCCUGUAGUUUGAAGCCCUUGUUCCCUUGCGUCCUAGUCUGCAGGGCAGCAGAAAACAAGCUCCCUCCCUCCUCCCUAUGACUUCCCUUCACGUAUUUGUACAUGGCUCUCAUGUCUCCUCUCAGCCUUCUCUUCUGCAGGCUAAACAUGCCCAGCUCUUUAAGCCGCUCCUCAUAGGGCUUGUUCUCCAGACCCUUGAUCAUUUUAGUCGCCCUCCUCUGGACGCUUUCCAGCUUGUCAACAUCUCCCUUCAAUUGUACACAGUGUGAUUCCAGGUGUGGUCUGACCAAGGCAGAAUAGAAUAAGGGGGGGCAGGACUUCCCUGGAUCUAGACGCUAUUCCCCUAUUGAUGCAGGCCAGAAUCCCAUUGGCUUUCUUAGCAGCCGCAUCACAUUGUUGGCUCAUGUUUAACUUGUUGUCCACAAGGACUCCAAGGUCUUUUUCGCACACACUGCUGUCAAGCCAGGCAUCCCCCAUUCUGUAUCUUUGAUUUCCAUUUUUUCUGCCGAAGUGAAGUAUCUUGCAUUUGUCCCUGUUGAACUUCAUUUUGUUAGUUUCGGCCCAUCUCUCUAGUCUGUCAAGAUCGUUUUGAAUUCUGCUCCUGUCUUCUGGAGUGUUGGCUCUCCCUCCCAGUUUGGUGUCGUCUCUAAACUUGAUGAUCGUGCCUUCUGACCCUUCGUCUAAGUCGUUAAUAAAGAUGUUGAACAGAACCGGGCCCAGGACGGAGCCCUGCGGCACUCCACUUGUCACUUCUUUCCAUGAUGAGGAUGACGCAUUGGUGAGCACCCUUUGGGUUCGUUCGCUUAGCCAAUUGCAGAUCCACCUAACCGUAGCUUUGUCUAGCCCACAUUUUACUAGUUUGUUUGCCAGAAGGUCGUGGGGGACUUUGUCGAAGGCCUUACUGAAAUCCAGGUACGCUACAUCCACAGCAUUCCCUGUAUCGACCCAACUCGUAACUCUGUCGAAAAAAGAGAUCAGACUAGUCUGGCAUGACUUGUUUUUGGUAAAUCCGUGUUGACUAUUAGUAAUGACUGCAUUUGUUUCUAAGUGUUUGCAGACCACUUCCUUAAUGAUCUUUUCCAGAAUCUUGCCUGGUAUUGACGUGAGGCUGACCGGACAUUGGUAAUUGUUUGGGUCGUUCUUUUUUCCCUUCUUGAAGAUAGGGACCACAUUCGCCCUCCACUGUUCCUCUAGGCAGCAAGGACUGAACUUUUUACGGAUUUAACUUCCAACAGUGUUGUUACUGUAAGUUCCUUUUAUGCAAUUCUAUCUUUAUUUGUAGUCAUGUUGUUAGCAGCCAGUGUUUGUGUAGUCAGUGUUUUCAAUAUAUUGCAAUGUUUUGGUGCUAAAUUCGUAAAUACAGUAAUUACUUACUGUGUAUUGAACUGCUUCUUCUGUCAAUUUGUUGUUGUAAAAAGUAAUGUUCUGGUGCUUAAUUUGUAUAAUCAUAAGGUAAUUUGAUGUUUGAUAAGAUAAAUCAAAAUGGUCAGUAAGUAAAUGGUACCAAUAUAUGGUGGAGCAAAUGGAAUUUGAAAUUAUGAAUGUGAAACUAAAUGUUGUAAAAACUAAUAAAAAUAGAAUAAGAGAAAUGGAAGAAAGAUGGACAAGGGUAAAAAACUAUCAUGAAUCAAUCUGGAGAUCAAGCCAUAAGAAAUAAGAUACAAAUGUUAUUUAGUAUAUAGGAUGGAAAUGGAUAAAGAUAAAGAUAUAAAGAUUGUCUCACAAAGAAACGAAUAUGUAAAAAGAAAACAAUCCUCAUGUUGGUGGUGGGAAUUGUAAAUGUCUUGUAUGUCUACGGUAUGUAUUUUUUGUGUUUUAAAUAAAAAAAUUGUAUUAAAAAAUU